AUGUCUCGUUCUACAUUCCUGACGACAUCAUCGUCGUCACUUGACGCAAAUGAGAUGCCAUCUCAUCCUACAACAACAAAUGCAAAUACAGAUCGUACAAAUACUCUUCGUUUUCAUCAUCGUUUAAUGCCGACUAUUGCAACAAAUAGUCGAUCAAAUGAAACUUUACCUGUGAUUGUUGUUCAAUCAUCAGCAACAUUAGCUGAUUCAUUAACAACAACAACGACUACUACUACAAAUAAUACUCAACAUAAAUCUGUUGUACGUCUCAAUCCAAAAUUGAAAAGAAAUUUAAGAGGCACACGUCGAUCAACUGGUAUUCGACCAGAUGACGUUUCAUUAGCAAAUGCGACUAAUGAUACAGCUUUUAAUGAUGAUGAUGAAGAGGAGGACAAAUCAAAUACAUGCAAUCAAUUUAUCACAAUCACUAGUAACGAACCCAGUGAAUCUUUCGAUCAUAAUCGAACAAGUCCUCCAAAACCGGUGUUUACAGUUAGUCGAGUGCAACCAACAUUCGACGAAAAUUCUCGUCAUUCAUUUGAAAAAUUAUCAAUUAAUCGUACAGAUCCUUUUGUAAUGACAUCAUCACCGUCACCAUCAUCACCUUCGAAUAUAUUUUCUAAUACAUCAACAGUAAUGUUUCGACCUGAAGAAUUCAUUCUACGUCGGCAACCAUCUGAUGAAGAUCCUUCAAUAAUAAAACGUCGACAACUUGAAGAACGUAUUUGUACACUUGAAUCACUUGUCCGUGAUAAAGAUUCAAUUAUUCUUGAUUUACAACGUCAACUGGAUAAAACCACAAGAGAUUUAAAUGAUGCCGAACAACAAAUAUAUGUAUUACAAAGAGAUAAAUUAACAUUAAUAAAAACUUUAACAACAUUACAAGACACAAAAUCUUCGUCAGUAGCAGGAGGAGGAGGAGGAGGAGCAGCAGCAGCACCGGGAAGAGAUACUUCAACAUCACCAAAACGAACUGGUUUUAUAACAAGAAAUUAA
Messenger RNA from Rotaria sp. Silwood2, 996 nucleotides. The record is from the annotation of a GenBank genome assembly. Lineage: Eukaryota; Metazoa; Rotifera; Eurotatoria; Philodinida; Philodinidae.